Messenger RNA from Malaya genurostris, 1629 nucleotides. RefSeq names its product innexin inx2. Gene Ontology annotation, cellular component: gap junction; plasma membrane. Gene Ontology annotation, molecular function: gap junction channel activity. Gene Ontology annotation, biological process: phototransduction. The transcript is spliced from 2 exons. NCBI's taxonomy places the organism in Eukaryota, Metazoa, Arthropoda, Insecta, Diptera, Culicidae. The coding region runs from base 212 to 1291 and encodes 359 amino acids. The record is from RefSeq and is a predicted model, not a curated record.
UAGAAUUUAUAGAGCAGUAGCUUACUAUAAGCCGAACUGUUUGCAAUUAUGCGCAUAAUCGAUCAUGUGUUCUGAUUUUUUUAUGUGUGACAUAUAGUACUAACAGUGUCAAAUAUAAUUGAAAUAAGCUGUAAAUUGAUCAAAUUGAUUCUCUUAGUUCGAAUAAAGUAUACAAAGUUAAAGUGAUUAUAAACUACUAAAAAAAUUCACCAUGUUUGAUGUUUUCGGUUCUGUAAAAGGUCUUCUAAAACUUGAUCAAGUAUGCAUAGACAACAAUAUAUUUCGCCUUCACUACAAAGCAACGGUCGUCAUUUUGAUUGCGUUUUCUUUGUUGGUAACAUCGCGGCAAUAUAUUGGGGAUCCAAUUGACUGUAUUGUUGAUGAAAUUCCUUUAAACGUAAUGGACACGUAUUGCUGGAUUUAUUCGACUUUCACCAUUCCAAAUCGCUUAACUGGAAUUGCAGGCAGAGACAUAGCACAACCUGGUGUUUCCAGCCACGUUGAAGGGCAAGAUGAAGUCAAGUAUCAUAAGUAUUAUCAGUGGGUCUGCUUUGUACUGUUCUUCCAAGCUAUGUUAUUUUAUGUCCCACGCUAUCUUUGGAAGACAUGGGAAGCUGGGCGCAUUAAAAUGCUAGUGCUCGAUUUGAAUAUGCCGGUCGUUAAUGAUGAAUGUAAAGACGAACGUAAGAAAAUUUUAGUGGAUUACUUUGUGGAUAAUAUCAAUCGGCACAAUUUCUAUGCAAUUCGAUUCUUUAUAUGUGAAGUACUAAACUUUCUGAAUGUGUUGGGACAAAUUUAUUUCAUGGAUUUUUUUCUGGAUGGAGAAUUCUCUACGUACGGAAGCGAUGUAGUACGCUUCACUGAAAUGGAACCGGAAGAAAGAGGCGAUCCAAUGGCAAGAGUAUUCCCGAAAGUGACUAAGUGCACUUUCCACAAAUAUGGCCCAUCAGGAAGCGUACAAAAAUUCGAUGGCCUCUGCGUGUUACCUUUGAAUAUAGUAAACGAAAAAAUCUACGUAUUUCUUUGGUUUUGGUUUAUCAUUCUAACCAUCCUGUCUGGAGCAUCACUAGUAUAUCGUUUCACAGUUAUAUUCAUGCCAAAAGUACGUCUCUACUUAUUAAGAGCAAGAUCAAGACUUUCUACACAUGACGAUGUAGAACUUAUAUCAUCCAAAUGUCAAUUAGGGGAUUGGUUCAUUCUGUACCAGCUUGGAAAAAAUAUUGAUCCUCUGAUUUACAAAGAAAUUAUAAAUGACCUUUCUCUUAAACUAGAGGGUAAGGAAAUAGUGUGAACUAAUGUUAUGACGAAAACAAAGAGAAUAAUCAGCGUUGGUUCAUCGAUCCGAAAUACACAUAUGCCUUAAUUGAGAAGUAAAAUCAGUAAGCGAGACGCAAAGCAGAGUAAAAAAAAUGGAUCUCGAAAUGAAAUUGACGGAUUCUCAGCUGAAUCAUACGCAAACUGUUCAUCAAGAAGGUUCUAUAGUUUUUCUAUAUAAUUUGAAAAUGUGAAUUCAAAUAAACAGAACCAUACACAUUAGUACGAUUUCCCGAACGAAGAAGCCUUUAUAAGCCAUAUGAACUAUACAAAUUUUAUUAUCAUAUAUGUACAAUAAAUAAAAUCUGCACAACA